Helianthus annuus (common sunflower) is the source of this 711-nucleotide messenger RNA. Its product is annotated as stigma-specific STIG1-like protein 2. The record is from RefSeq and is a predicted model, not a curated record. NCBI's taxonomy places the organism in Eukaryota, Viridiplantae, Streptophyta, Magnoliopsida, Asterales, Asteraceae. The coding region runs from base 65 to 511 and encodes 148 amino acids. The transcript has a single exon.
GCUUCAAAACUUCAAUAUAAUCAAUCUUUUUCUUUAAAUUAAUUCCCAUUAAAUAAUCACAACCAUGAAGAUUAUGAAAGUAAUCUUCAUGAUCGCAGCCACCAUGGCCAUAGCCAUAGCAACAACCCUCACCAUCACCUCCACCACGUCCGGUGACAAUCAAGAAGCAACGCAGCUCGUUGGGCCGCCAGUUGUGAACCCAUUUCCAAAAAGGGUGAGUCGGUUUCUAGCUGAAAACAAGAACCCUCGAGCAGCGGAUCAUUGCAACAAAGACGACGAGAUUUGCUACAUCUUAGAAGGAAAAAACUCAACAUGUUGCAACAAUAAGUGUAUGGAUUUGAGUGAGGAUAAACACAAUUGUGGUGGGUGCAAGAAGAAGUGCAAGUUCACAAGCUCAUGUUGCAGAGGGGAGUGUGUGAAUUUGGCUUAUGAUAAGAGGCAUUGUGGGUCGUGUGGCAACAAGUGUAUGCCCGGUGGUUAUUGCAUUUACGGUCUCUGCAAUUACGCAUAAUCAAUCAUUUGAUCUUGAUUGUAUGUGAUGUGUGUUGAGAAGUUCUUCGAUGCUAGGUCGAUCGAUUAUAUAUACAUGCAUUAAUUUAACUAUUCAUAGGCACGUUAAUAUGCCAUCAAUAAUGACCAUGUUUGGUCACCCGAAUGUUGUAUACUCAUUUAUAAUCUAAUUUCAUGUUUUAUAAUAUUAAUUCAUACCCA